Molecule: messenger RNA, 1401 nt
Organism: Eubalaena glacialis (North Atlantic right whale)
Lineage: Eukaryota; Metazoa; Chordata; Mammalia; Artiodactyla; Balaenidae
Gene: ZNF391
Product: zinc finger protein 391
Exons: 3
Coding region: 280-1356 (358 amino acids)
Cellular component (GO): nucleus
Source: RefSeq, a predicted model, not a curated record
CUCAGCUGCGCUGACAGCAGGUGGUGUUCUCCGGUGAACCCCUGGGAGAUGGAAAAGCUCAGAGUUUCAUUCCGCUCCGCUCUAGCUGGCAGGAAUCCCAGCAUGUGAAUUGGACAUGAUCACCCAGUUGGAGAAAGAACAACUGUAGACACUGAAUCUUCAGGGAGCUGAAGAGGGGAGUGACCAAAAAUAUCUGUCUAGAUAGGGAGAUUUGAACUGAACCAAAGCAUCAACACCAAUCAGGCUAUUUCUGAAGAACUAGAGUUUUCAGGGUCAGCAAUGGAAAGUCUCCGAAGGAAUACUGCCCAACAUCCUAUGAAUGAAGAAGCCUGUAAAAGUGAGGGCCAGUUGUCAAGGCAGACAAAAUGUCCUACACAGAAGAAAUCUUCUUUUGAGAAAACAGCAAUCAGAAAAGUGUCAAUGACCCUCAAGGAAAUUUUCACUAGGGAGAGAGGCCCUGAAUCCAGUGAAUUUAGUCUGAGCUCAAAACUUAAUACAUGGCAGAAAAUUCCAAAGGGAGCUAUGUCCCCCAUAUCUAGGAAAAACUCCAAAGAUAAUUCAGGCUUAAUUAAACACCAAAAACUCUUUCUGCAAAGGAAACCUUGUAAAUGCAAUGAAUGUGGUAAAGCCUUUAGUUACCAAUCAGACCUUAUUGUCCACAGUAGAAUUCAUGGUGGAGAAAAGCCUUUUGCAUGCAAUGAAUGUGGGAAAACUUUUAGCCGAAGUACACACCUUAUUGAACAUCAAAGAACUCACACUGGAGAGAAACCUUAUGAAUGCAGUGAAUGUGGAAAAGCUUUUAGCCGGAGUACACACCUCAGUCUACAUCAGAGGAUCCAUACUGGAGAAAAACCAUAUGAAUGUAGUGAAUGUGGAAAAGCCUUUAGCCGAAGCACUAACCUUAGUCAGCAUCAGCGAACUCAUACUCAAGAAAAACCUUACAAAUGUAAUGAAUGUGGGAAAGCCUUCAGUGACCGUUCAACCAUAAUUCAGCAUCAACGAAUACACACUGGAGAGAAUCCCUAUGAAUGCAGUGAAUGUGGAAAAGCUUUCAGUUGGAUCUCAUCUCUUACUGAACAUCAGAGAACACACACUGGGGAGAACCCCUAUGAGUGCAGUAACUGUGGGAAAGUAUUCAGUCGGAGCUCAUCCCUUGUUGAACAUCAGAGAAUACACACUGGAGAAAAGCCCCACGAGUGUAGAGAGUGUGGAAAGGGCUUCAGUCGGAGUUCCUCCCUUAUUAUUCACCAGAGAACUCAUACGGGAGAGAAGCCUUACAAGUGUAAUAACUGUGGGAAAGCCUUCAGUCAGAGUUCAUCUCUCAUCAGACAUCAGCAACUUCACACUAAAGAGUAAUAUCUGUGCUUUCCUUAAUGUUAGCACAAGAGCACACAGCAUAAC